AUGGGCCCAUGUUCACCAUGGUCACUGAUGUUUAUUCUCUGUGCGGUGAGACUGAGUCAACAGUGGCCAGCGCUUGGAUUUUGGCUGUCAGCGUUGGGAAAUUCAAAUGAGAGGAAUUAUUCAGGGAAGCGCACCGAGGCCAGGGUAUUAAAUUUUUUCCCUGUACCAGUCGAGGAGGAGUGUCUCACGGAUGACAAACGCCGGCGCGGCACAUGCAUGAACACGUACGAAUGCCGAAUUCAGCAAGGAACAUCUCACGGUCCAUGUGCCCUUGGCUUCGGCGUUUGUUGUGUAUUUACAGCGACUUGCAACAGUGAAGUUGGUAAUAACCUGACGUACGUGACGAGCCCGGGAUUCCCAAACCUCAUCGAUCAGCCCAUGAAUUGUUCAGUGAUCAUCAGAAAGAUAGAGCCCCAAGUCAGUCAGCUUCGUAUCGAUUUUUUGCAUUUUAAUAUCGGUCAGCCGAACAGGCGAACUGGUGGAUGCGAUGAAGACAUAAUGGAAAUCACGAGUGGCGAUCGAAUAUACCAGCUUUGCGGAUGGAAUAGUGGACAGCACAUGUACGUGGACGUGUCAGAGGGUCCAGUGACUCUUGACUUCAUUCUACCCAGUAGUCUGCAAUCCCGAAUAUGGGAAAUGUCAAUAGUUCAAUUGCCAUUCGAGCAGCGUGCACCAGCCGGCUGCCUCCAAUACUUCGACACAUCGCGUGGUACUCUAAAAACUUUAAACUACUUGCCAAACGGACGAUACUUAUCAAAUCAGGAUUAUCUGCUGUGCAUACGCCAGGAGAGAGAGAUGUGCAGCAUUGCUUAUUCACCAUGCAGCAAUGACUCAUUCAGAAUAGGUCCCAGUAGAUUAACUGGAAACCAGAGUAACCAAGUGAACCUUGCAGAUGGCUCUGGGGCUGGCUCUGAUGAUCCUACUCCCAUCAGACGCUGCAAUGAUCGUGUUCUCAUCCCAUGUGACUUUGAGGAAUUCAUAACGCCGGGCAAUGAUGGCGCUGGUGUCUGUGACCUUGAGCACUGUGGCACAUCACUUUGUGGACCUGGGGAAAUGGACACUGAGGGUAAUUGCCGAGUUGAAACAUCGGCCACUCCAUUCCACAUAAGGGUGGCGUUUGGCACAGGAAAUGAGAAUUUCACGUCAAUGGAAGACAUGAUUGGUAUGUGCAUCAAUUACGAACAACUGCCUUGUGUAUCGUGAAACAAUUUAAUGUCAAAGUUCUAGUCUGCGGGAGUUGCAGGGGAGGUAGUUCAUAAUAGAGAUGUGGAAUGCCCGUUUUAUUUCCGUCAUAUUUUCUCAUAUUUGGGUCAUUUUUUGAGGGCUCGAUCGGAAAACUUUUUAAUAGAAUUGAAUUAUUAUCAAUUAUUAUUUUAUUUAGUAGGGGAGA
Molecule: messenger RNA, 1390 nt
Organism: Diachasma alloeum
Lineage: Eukaryota; Metazoa; Arthropoda; Insecta; Hymenoptera; Braconidae
Product: cubilin
Exons: 6
Coding region: 1-1203 (400 amino acids)
Source: RefSeq, a predicted model, not a curated record